Oryzias melastigma (Indian medaka) is the source of this 4988-nucleotide messenger RNA. It is a transcript of the gene vgll4b, whose product is annotated as vestigial-like family member 4b. Gene Ontology annotation, biological process: negative regulation of DNA-templated transcription. Gene Ontology annotation, molecular function: transcription coactivator binding. The coding region runs from base 541 to 1467 and encodes 308 amino acids. The transcript is spliced from 5 exons. Lineage: Eukaryota; Metazoa; Chordata; Actinopteri; Beloniformes; Adrianichthyidae. The record is from RefSeq and is a predicted model, not a curated record.
UGCAUAACUGUGACUUAUAGAGGUUUUAUUACUGUAGUGGGUGAUUUUGAGUGGACUAUUGCUGCAUGGCUACAGCUCUGCGUCCCUCCGUGGGGCUCGGAGAGGCUGAUCUCGCGUGGUAAACAUCUCUGACAUCUGAGGCGCUCCAGGGAUUUAGUGAGCAUGCUCAGUGCGCUCCUCUCAGCAACAGUUGAAACCUCCGCCGCUGCAUAGGAGUCAUACCAAGCAUAGCCUGCGUGUCAGUGCAGUCGACUUACAGCUGGCUGUGAGGAGAACUGUCGCUACUUUUAUUUUAUUUUUUUUGUUUGUAGGGUUUUUAUCGCCGCUUUUACAUUCGCUCACAACAGAAGAAGUAUCAUUGAAACGACUGCAAGACUGCGUCCGGUGGGGUUUUAUUUUGGUAUAGUUUUUUAGAAAGCACAAAGUUGGAGGCUGGGCCUUUAGCUUCUUCUUCUUCGACCGUCGCUUUAGUGAAGGAGAGAGGGGAAAACGGCUCUUCUCUUUAUUUUUUUGGUCCCUUUAAAAAACCCAGCUCGAUAAAUGCUACUAACGAAGAUGGACUUGUUGAACUACCAGUACCUGGACAAAAUGAACAACAACAUCGGCAUUCUGUGCUACGAAGGUGAAGCAGCUUUGAGGGGGGAGCACAGAAUCCAGUCUUUGUCCCUGUCCUCAUCUUCCUCCUCAUCCUCUUCAUCGUCCUCGUCUUCCUCAAUCUCCAGCCACAGAACCGGCCCCCCUCCGAUCAGCCCCACCAAGAGGAAGCUGAGCGGGGACCAGGGAGACAGCGACAUGGACGACAACGAGCACGUGGCAAAGAUGAGCCGACUGUUCGCUGCAAAGCUAAAUCCUAACGGAGACUACCGGAACUCCUCUCUUACCAGAGAUCCCAGUCGGAGCCCCACAAUGCCCAAUGCUUUGGGAGUCCACGGCAACCACCUGUACAGCCACGCCCACCACCACCUGGCAAGUUUGGGCAGCAUGGACCAGCCCCUGGCACUUACAAAACACACCAUGGUGGAGCCGGCGCGCAGCACCACGGCACCAGUGAGUGCAGUGGCGCAUUCAGCCAGCGCCGUGGAGCGCCAGCAGAAUCGCCCCUCGGUGAUCACGUGUGCUCCAGCCAACAACCGCAACUGCAACCUGUCCCACUGUCCCGUCACCUACAACAAAUGCUCCAACCUCACGAACAACUACAGAAGACUCAACACCAACACAGCCUGCGACCCUGUGAUCGAGGAGCACUUCCGGCGCAGCCUCGGGAAGAACUACAAGGAGCCCGAACCCACCGCCACCAACACGGUGUCCAUCACGGGCUCGGUGGACGACCAUUUCGCCAAGGCGCUCGGCGAGACCUGGUUGCAGAUCAAAAACAAGGGGAGCCCCUCGUCAACCAGCAGCAGCCCAAACUCCUCCCCCGACAGCCGCAUGGUCAAUCACAAUCACUCGCCUUCCGUCGUCUCGUGAAGGGAUGCAGGUUUUCCCCCGAUCACACCGGCUCCAACACAACCGGCACCGCUUCCUCCGGCCCCGAAUCCUUCAACCCGCUCGCUCGCUGUGGACUCACCCAGAAUCAAUCAAGCAAUAAAGACAUGGACACUCCCCCCCACCCCCACGCCUUCCUGGGACUGAACCAUCAUCCUCCUUCCUGUCAUUCAUCCCGCCGGGAUGUGGAGCUCAAGAGUCUGUAGUUAUAUGUACAUAAGAGGGAAGACGCUCUCACCUGACAGGUUUCUCUCCUUUUUUUUUCUUUAGUUCUUUCUGUAGCUGUAGUUCUGUGUACUGAUCCGAGCAUUUUUGGGGCUACAACGAACACGAGUGAAACAAUUCCUAAAAACAAUCUCAAACCACCUAACCGUGCUACCAAAGAACCAUCAGACAUGAACGCCCGCUUCAAAAACUCCACGAAAAGCCAUUUGUUAGUCCUGUUGAUGUUGUCCGUCUGUCCGUCGGAGAGCCACUCGGUCCGAUUUGCACUAUUGCUGAAGAACGCCGUCAGAUUUGAACACACUGGGCUCAGAGAGCUGGUUCUGAUGAUCCAAUCAGUCGAUUCCCAUUAGCUUUCCUUCAAUGGAUUUGGAGGAAGGUUUCGCCCCAGCUCAGGUACAGAGUGUUUCCAUAAUUUAUUGUAAAGAAAAAUGAAACAUUCACAUUCGAGGAUGAGCAGAAGAUUAUUAUUAUUUUUUGUUUUUUGCGUGCGACACAUUUGCUCAUUUGCUACAAAACAAUCACAACAGAGACGCUUUGUUAAGAAAAUAAGUCAACUUUAAAUAUUCUGAAAAAAUGAAACGGCCUCUGCUGCCCAACACUAUAGAAAAAUCCAGUUAGUUUUAGUCAUCAGUCAGAGAAUUCCUGAUCUGGUCGUUCUUCAGCAACACAAAGACACGACAGAAGGAAGAGCGUUAAAACGUCUAAUUCCAGGGAGAUCAUUCAGAGCUCUUUAAAAACCAACUUUUGUAUUGUUUUUGUGACUCCUUAACACUAUUUGACCCCCCUCCAAAAAAAGGUAUGAAAGAUUUCUACAAGGGUUUUAAGGGUAAAUUAAUGCUUUUAUAAAUGCAUGUUUGUUUUUUCUUUAAUAGCUGGUAUCUAUUAGCAUUUUUAGCAUUUCAAUCUUUAUUAUUAUUAGCCUUUUAUUCAGAUGUUAAUUGCUCUUUUCAGUAACAGAUGUAGAAACUAUACACUCACUGCUGGGUCAGUUGUACUCAAUAUUAUUAAUGGUAUUGCUAUUAUUCCAGUUUUGUACCUUUUUAUUUUGUUUUCUAUUAAUAUCAGUGUAUUAACAAGCGUCUGUUGUGGAACGAUGGCACAGCCUCUGGACAGGCUCUGUUUAAAGUGGAAUUUCUCUGAAGCAUCUCAGCGGGGGCGACGCGUUAGAGCUGCGAUGAUCUGUCGAAGCAAUGAGAUGUUGAUCUAUCGAGAGGUACAGGCUGCUUCAACUGCUGCACGACUGAGCGGAGACGCCGAGAUGACGUCGAUUUGGCUUUGUUUUAUUUUGUUAACAACACCGCCCUUACCUGAACUAGAUGUAGCCUGUUGGCUUUUACUUUUGUACCGACAGCCUAAAACUCUCAGACAAUCUUGCAGGCGAGGAGUCUUUUGGGAAGGUUUGGUGUUGUUCGGAAAAGGAGGAGGUCAUCAUCGCUGUCGACUGAUUUAAUAGUGUCUUAAAUUAUCCAGUUAAAGGAGGAGUUUAUGUAGGUUUUGCAGAGAAGAUGCUAUGUGGUCAAACCAGGAUCAACCUAAAGGGUAACCAAACAGGGCAGUUGGAGGCUGACUCCACUCUCAGCCAAGAUUUGAAAAAAGCCAAACUAAAGGAUCUUUUCAUUAUUGUCUCAAUGAAAAUAAUUUUAAAAAAUCAUAAAGUUCAGGAGGCGCAAGCAGGCUGCUUCCCUGUCCCGCAGUGGCUCUCUGUCUGCCGGUCAGCCAGCUUUGAGGCCAGUUCAGCAAACAAGCCCUGCCGUUCUCGGCGUAGUGACCGUCCUCCACCGCUCUCUGCGUCAACAUGGCGGAGUGAGCUCUGCCAUUCCCCCUCAUCAUGGGGUGACAUUCGCCAUUCUUGGUGAUGUGGUAAAACCUCCGCCACUCGUGGUGUUGCGGGGUGACCUCCGGCAGUCUUGGAGUCAACAUCGCAGAGGGAGCUCCGCUGUUCUCAGCUCCGCCAGUCGUGAUGUCAGGAAGCGUCCUCCGCCACUCUUGCCGUCACUGGGGCGACCUCUGCCACUUGUGGCAUCACAGCGCAACCUCCGCCACUCUUGCGGUAGUGGGGCAACCUUUGCCACUUGUGGCAUCGCGGUGCGACCUCCGCCACUCGUGGCGUCGCAGGGCAACCUCUGCCACUCUUGUGGUAGUGGGGCAACCUUUGCCACUCGGGGCAUCGCGGUGCGACCUCCGCCACUUUGCUGGAAUUAUGUUGAUCACGUUAAAAAUUUACAAUAAAUGAAAGAGCAUAAACACUGGACCUACAGUGUUUAAAGUUUUAUCCGGCCCAGUGACGAAAAGAAAAAAAUAUAAGAUUGUUAAAAAAAAUUAAAGCAAGCUUCUAGCCCGAGUUCUGGUUCUUUGCAGAAAUGACUGCAAUGUGCAAUUCCACCACUAGGGGAAGCAAAGGAAAUGCAAGACGGGUAUAACAAGAGAUUAAGAAAAAACAUAAAAAAUGUAAUACGUGACUUUCAAGCAUGAAGUUUAGAAAAAAAAGUACAUUUGAAAAAUAAAUAUUUUAUAAAGCUUACAAAAAAUAUUGUAAAUUGUAAGCUUGAAUUUAAAAACUUUCAACCUAAUGGGAUCCUGAUUUGACCCCAGCAGACAAAUAGAGCCAAACGGAUAAUUAGAAUUCAUGUCCCAGCUCUGUGCUUUCUUAGAUUUCAGAAUAAAACACUCCUCCUCAGUUCAAACCAAUCACAAACGUUUGUGUGCCACACGUCAUCUUCAGAGGGGAACUCACCACAGAUCUGGAUGCAGGCGACUUCUCUACAAGAGCUGCUCGUUCCAGAGUUUCCUCUCAGAAGUGGUACUUUAAUGGAACAUAUUAGCACUAGCUGCAUAGGAACAGUUGUGUCACAACCCUUUCUAAAACCAUAUUUUUUUAGAGCAUGGACGCUAAAGCUAACAUUUGAUGAGGUUUUUGUUGCUUUUGGGUGUUUUAUCAAGUGUUGUGAGCCUGCAGAGUUUCUUUUCUUUUCUGUAAAAAAGUCCACACAUUCCAUCAUCAGCUCGCACAGAAGAAGUCACAGAACUGGAAAACGCCCCCCCCACCCCAAAAAAGUCAGUUUUUGAGGAAGGUUGAAGGGGGUGGAGCAGCUGAGCAGUUUCAUGUCUUACAGCAUAACAACGCAGCAGGUUCUGGUUCAAAUGGAAAUGCUUAAAGUGAGGAAACGGCCGGGUGUCCCGAGGAUGUUUCUAUUACAUUCAGAAUAUUUCACUUCCACCCUAUAGGGCGCUCUUUAUGCUUUGGCACACACUGUAGGAAAAUCACUCAAUAAAUAAAA